AUGGGAAUUCUCAAAUUUCCUCUCUUUCUUUUCUUAAUCUUUCCGAUUGUCCAUUCCCUGAAUGUCUGUUCAUCGUCUUUCUGUGGCAACAUCCAAAUAAAGUACCCUUUCAAAUUACAAGGCCAAGAAACAGGAAAUAACUGUACCUAUAUUAACCUGACAUGCAGUAAUCAGGGAAUACCUAUUCUAAAUCUUCCUUUUUCGGGUGAUUUUUACGUAAAUGAUAUCGACUACUACGAUAACAUAAUAACCCUCCAUGAUCCCAGCGAUUGCCUCCCAGGAAGGCUUCUGAAUAACUCUAUAAACCUUACAUCUUCACCUUUCUCUGCGAACUAUUAUGAAAACUACACAUUUUAUACCUGUCCAGCAAAUUCAGACCCAGUGGGAUACUAUGCCGUAGCGAUUACUUGCCUAAGCAAUUCUACAAAUGCAACAGUUGCAUCCCAAGAACCAUCAGAUGAAUUUGAAUAUUUUGGCUGCGAGAUUAUUGGCAGUUCCCUUCUCCCAGUUAUGUUUCAGGGUCAGUUCGAGGAUCAAGGAAUUAAUGGUGAUCUUUCUUUGCAUUGGGAUGUUUCUGAUUGCAAAUAUUGUGAUCCACAGCCUCUUCCUCAAGAAAAGGGAAAGUCGGGCUUGAUUAAAUUUUUGAAUUCGCCAUUCUUAAUUCCAUCAUUUUUUCUACUGGUGUCACUCUUGUUAUCAUGUUGCGCGCUUUUGAUCAAGAUUACAAUACGAAGAAAUGAGGUCAACGCAAGUGCUGAUCCCAACUCUGCCACUGCUGCUGCUUUGUCGCAAUCCACCAUACCAAAUAUAUUGCCACGGCAGUCAGGCCAAGCGAUAACAGGCCUUGAUGACUCCAGAAUAAGGUCCUAUACAGAAUUGGUAGUUGUUGGGGAAAAUCAGAGCAUCGCAGGACAAGGGAAUAGCUCUUGUGCAAUAUGCCUGGCAGCAUACAAUCCCAAAGAGGAAGUAAGGAGCAUAGCUAAAUGUGGGCAUUUCUUCCACAAUGACUGCAUUGUUAUGUGGUUAAAAAGGAACAGCACUUGUCCAGUUUGUAGAUCUUUACUUUCUGAUGUCAAAAUGUAA
Molecule: messenger RNA, 1083 nt
Organism: Fraxinus pennsylvanica
Lineage: Eukaryota; Viridiplantae; Streptophyta; Magnoliopsida; Lamiales; Oleaceae
Source: the annotation of a GenBank genome assembly